CUAACUUUCAGCUUUUGAGUUACUCGGCAGUCCUACGGCCUGCAUGCCUGCUUGUGUGCUCGGAUAGCGAUGGCAAUGGCAGCCGCAGCGACAGCAUCCUGCCAGGACACUUGCCACUUGUUCAGUCAGUGCGAGACGAGAUCUCGUUGCUGAUGGAAGUGUGUUUCCAGCUGCCACAGCUGCCGUGUGGAUAUACUGGACAAACAAACAAAAAAAGAACAAAAACUAUAUAUAAUUUAUUUGCUUAGCUAUUACUUUUAUGUUAAACAUUUGCAGAGGUGAAAAUAACAAAGAAAGAAACAGCAAAAAAAUAAUAAAUAUAAGUGAUGGUGAUUGACUGUUUUAUAGAAAAACUUAUAAUUUUUAUAAUCCAAUAAAAAAAAAACAAUUGAAGUGAAUUUUUGUUACUUAAAAUAUGUACUGGUAGUGAACGCAAAUUCGUAGUUAGUUUCUGUUAAAUGUUGAUUUGGUUUUUUAAACUCGCGAAAACUCAAAUGGCUACGAAGUAGACGACGAGCAAUAAAAAAUAUCUAAUAGAGAUAAAUAUGUGAAAUUCCACAAGCUAUCAGGUGAAUUCAACGCUAAGCACAACCACCCACUCUGCCUAACGCCAAAGCCAACACCAGCAAAAACAAUAGCAACCAAUAACAAUAAUUGCAGCCAAAGCACAGCAGUCAGACAACACAAAUAACCGUUCAACCACAGCAACCACAAUUUCCUCAAAAAUACGGUCAGCAAAAGUAAACGAGACGCUGCGAUUAUUCUUGCCCAACAUCCUUGCCGCCCAACAAAAUUCCAAAAUAGUAACAAGCGGGUGGCGAAAUGCAAUCGACUGAUUCUGGAGAUGGAGCAAAAAACUUCAAUCAGCACAUCACCAGUCACUUGGCAUCAACAUCCACAGCGGGAGCAACAGCAGCAGCAGCAGCAGCAGUAGCAGCAACAACAACAACGAUACACGACGCGACCACAUCAUUCAGCACCACACCCGCAAUACAGAACAACAAAAGCAAAACACUCAAUCACGAUACACCCAGCAAGAAUCCCUUCAAGCAAACAACAGCUCCGUGGAGCAGCGAUCAAAGAUUAGCGCAACAACAACAACAGAAUGGCCGCAACAACACUUACAGGAACAGCGCUCAACAUGCUACCGAAGCAGGCGGUGGCAUUUUUGGGGUCGGUGGCGCAAAUACAACAACGGGAGCAGCAACAGCACAGGCAACACCGACACCAAUUUCGAGCACAGAUCCGACGGCCAUCAAGACGCCAGGGCGACUCUAUAUGACACCACCACAGCCGCCACCGCCGGAUCAUUGCCGGCAGGAGGAUUACCGCGCCGCCGGGACAUGGGCCACCUUCAAGAAUUGGAUGAUCGGUUGGCGCGGUUCACGACAACUCGUCUUGAUCAUUGUGGCCAUUGCGUUGUUAUUGGAUAAUAUGUUGUUGACAACUGUUGUUCCUAUAAUACCUGAGUUCCUGUACGACAUACGCCAUCCGGAUGCACCGCUCGAUAGUUACCCGCGUACGCCACUCACCACGCACACACCACCGCCACCUACCCAAUCACCCUGCGGCCCGAAUGGUGAGGCAUUGCCAACAGCGGAGGUUGUAACGAUGAGUCCAGAAGAUAACAUCACCUUUUAUCGCGAAUUGGAAGAGCGACAUCAAGAGCUGGUGGGUGAGACCGUGGAAGUGGGCAUCUUAUUCGCAUCGAAAGCGUUCGUGCAGUUAUUAGUCAAUCCAAUCGUUGGACCACUGACACAUAAAAUCGGCUACAGCAUCCCGAUGUUUGCCGGCUUCGUUAUCAUGUUUAUAUCUACGAUAAUCUUCGCCUUUGGCCGUUCAUAUUUGAUUCUGUUUAUUGCGCGUGCUUUACAAGGUAUCGGCUCAUCAUGCUCCUCUGUCUCGGGUAUGGGUAUGUUGGCCGAUCGUUAUACGGACGAUAAGGAACGUGGUAAUGCAAUGGGCGUAGCAUUGGGCGGCUUGGCAUUGGGUGUGCUCAUCGGUCCGCCAUUUGGUGGUGUCAUGUAUGAAUUCGUUGGCAAAUCAGCACCAUUUCUAAUACUAUCAGCGCUGGCUUUAGGCGAUGGUUUACUACAAUUGUUCAUGUUGCAACCCUCUAUACAGCGUGCAGAAACAGAGCCACCCUCACUGAAGGCGCUGAUCAGUGAUCCAUACAUACUAAUUGCUGCGGGCUCAAUAACAUUUGCGAAUAUGGGCAUUGCGAUGUUGGAGCCAUCUCUGCCACUCUGGAUGGUAGACAAUAUGGGCGCUACGCGUUGGGAACAAGGUGUUGCCUUUCUGCCGGCCUCAAUCAGCUAUCUUAUUGGCACUAAUCUCUUCGGACCAUUGGGACAUAAAAUCGGACGUUGGUUUGCCGCCUGUCUGGGCUUGAUUAUUAUUGGCUGUUGUUUGAUUAUGAUUCCCAUGGCCACCUCGAUUACACAUCUCAUUAUACCCAAUGCCGGCUUGGGUUUCGCCAUUGGCAUGGUGGACUCAUCAAUGAUGCCCGAACUAGGCUUUCUAGUGGACAUACGCCAUUCUGCGGUUUAUGGCAGCGUUUACGCGCUGGGUGAUGUUGCCUUUUGUGUGGGUUUCGCUGUGGGUCCAGCUCUAAGUGGUACACUCGUGAAAUCGAUCGGCUUCGAAUGGAUGUUGGUUGGCAUUGCGAUUUUAUGCUUCCUCUAUGCUCCACUGUUGACGUUGCUCAAGAAUCCUCCAACGAAGGAGGAGAAAAAGGUUGGUACCACUGCAAAUGAAGGUGCUGACGCUGAAGCUGAUGUGUCGGCCUCGACGGCUACAUCUGCGCCGCUGCCUACCAAUGUGAAUGGCAAUGUGAAUACGGGCAACAAUGUGCUGGUGGUGGCCACGGCUCACAGCCCGGCCAUUAUGCAUGAAGGCAUGACGAAUGAGGCUUUUGAAAGUGAUCGGCUUUAA
Molecule: messenger RNA, 2934 nt
Organism: Rhagoletis zephyria (snowberry fruit fly)
Lineage: Eukaryota; Metazoa; Arthropoda; Insecta; Diptera; Tephritidae
Gene: Vmat
Product: Vesicular monoamine transporter
Biological process (GO): aminergic neurotransmitter loading into synaptic vesicle; transmembrane transport
Cellular component (GO): synaptic vesicle membrane; terminal bouton
Molecular function (GO): serotonin:sodium:chloride symporter activity
Source: RefSeq, a predicted model, not a curated record